AACGCACGUAACCUUCCCUCGCGGUUACCUUGCCAGUCGCAGGCAUGGCGGCCAUGAGCCUCCUGCUCCGAGCGGCGGCUGCUUUCGCGGCCAGGAGGACCUUUCCCGGCCCGGGUCUCUGGGGUCGCUUCUCCCUGCCUGGGCGGGCCGCCGGCCGCUCUGUGCUCAUCGCUCCGGUACGCCAUGGCAGUGGAGGUGGGAAAAGAAUGUUUGUCAUCCAGGCGACGGAUUUUUACGACAGGCGAUUCCUGCUUUUGUUGAGGUUCUACAUUUUGCUCACCGGAAUCCCAGUUGCUCUAAUUAUAACAUUUGUCAAUGUCUUUAUCGGUAAAGCUGAACUGGCUGAAAUCCCUGAAGGUUAUGUCCCAGAGCACUGGGAGUACUAUCGCCAUCCGAUAACAAGGUGGAUUGCUCGCAAUAUGCUCGACCCUCCUGAAAAGGACUAUGAAAAGGGGUUGGCAUACCUUUAUGCUGAAUCCGAGAAACUUGAAUUAAGGAGGCAGGAGAAGACAGCACGCAAGCUAAUGCAACAGCGGGGGGAUGGACCGUGGCAUUUCUAUGAAACCACCCCUGCAAGUCUUAUUGAUUAUUCUAACAAAGCAACACCUGACAACUAAGCUGGUUAUCCACCUGUCUCAGAGGUGUGCACCCAUAAAAGAGUAGCGGAAUUAUGUAAUGUAUAUAUAUAUAUCUGACUUCGUAACUCAAAUAAAAAAAAAAGGAUUGUUUCAAUUA
Messenger RNA from Podarcis raffonei (Aeolian wall lizard), 735 nucleotides. It is a transcript of the gene NDUFB5, whose product is annotated as NADH:ubiquinone oxidoreductase subunit B5. The record is from RefSeq and is a predicted model, not a curated record. Lineage: Eukaryota; Metazoa; Chordata; Lepidosauria; Squamata; Lacertidae. The transcript is spliced from 6 exons. The coding region runs from base 45 to 617 and encodes 190 amino acids.